This is a messenger RNA of Sphaeramia orbicularis (orbiculate cardinalfish), 2734 nucleotides long. It is a transcript of the gene cpt2, whose product is annotated as carnitine palmitoyltransferase 2. Gene Ontology annotation, cellular component: mitochondrion. Lineage: Eukaryota; Metazoa; Chordata; Actinopteri; Kurtiformes; Apogonidae. Gene Ontology annotation, biological process: fatty acid beta-oxidation. Gene Ontology annotation, molecular function: carnitine O-palmitoyltransferase activity. The record is from RefSeq and is a predicted model, not a curated record.
GAACUGACUUCUUCUACGGUGGAGGGCAGCCCUGCGCCUUGCAGUGCACAGUCUGCCGGAAAAAUAUACGAAGAAGAAGAAGUAGCUGCAUUAGGCUGUGCCAAGGUAAAAGCUAACAGCUAGCUGUUAUGGUAAUUAUCUACAGUGACAGCUGAUACGUGGUAGUACGGCGGAAGUGUCUUCAGGUUUUGCUUUUGGCUAUAAGCUUCAGUUAAUUGCUCACUGUCCUUAGAGAUACUAAGCCGUCGUUUGGUUCAGUUUUUAUUAGCUAGUAACAUGGCUAAUCUGCUUUCAAUACAAUACGUUUCGUCUCUGAGGAAGUCUGGGAGUCUUAUUCAUUUAAGAGCCGCUGCCCUGGGCAUAAAUAAGAGGAACUACAGCAGCAAACCAUCCGAGUAUUUACACCGGAGUGUUGUGCCCUCAAUGCACUACCAGAAGAGUUUGCCCAGACUUCCAGUACCAAAACUAGAGGAUACCAUCAGGAGAUACCUGGCUGCUCAGAGGCCUCUUCUGGAUGAUGACCAGUUCAGAACAACAGAGAAACUUGCAGAAGAUUUUAAGAAUGGUGAUGGGAAACAGUUGCACGAAGAACUGGUUGCUCAAGACAAUAAUAAGCACACAAGUUACAUAUCUGGACCAUGGUUUGACAUGUACCUGUCUGCACGUGACUCAGUUGUUCUCAACUUCAAUCCCUUCAUGUCCUUCAAUCCUGACCCUAAGACAGAGUACAAUGACCAGCUUGUGCGAGCGACCAACAUGGUGUGCUCAGCAGUGAGAUUCAUGAAAACUCUCCGUGCUGGGUUACUGGAACCAGAGGUUUUCCACUUGAAUCCAGCAAAAAGUGACACAGAUGGAUUCAAAAAGUUUAUCCGCUGGGUCCCGUCCUCACUGUCGUGGUAUGGAGCCUACAUGGUGAAUGCUUACCCACUGGACAUGUCUCAAUACUUCCGUCUUUUCAACUCAACCCGGAUCCCCAAAUGUGGCCGAGAUGAACUGUUCACUGAUGACAAAGGUCGACACCUCCUAGUUAUGAGGAAAGGCAACAUGUAUGUGUUUGACAUUGUAGACAGGGAUGGAAAUUUGGUGAAACCUGCUGAGAUCCAGUCCCACUUAAAGUACAUUUUGUCUGACCAAACCCCAGCACCUUCCUUUCCUCUUGGGGUCCUGACCAGUGAGAACAGAGAUGUGUGGGCCGGGCUCAGGGACAAACUGAUAGCUGCUGGAAACGGAGAGCUUUUACAAACUGUUGACAGUGCACUCUUCUGUCUCUGCCUUGAUGAUGAGACCAUGAAGGACCACAUUCACAUCUCUCAUAAUAUGCUGCAUGGUGAUGGCUGCAACCGCGUGUAUGAUAAGUCCUUCAGCAUUAUUUUAACCAAAGAUGGACAGGCAGCCAUCAAUUUUGAGCACUCAUGGGGCGACGGUGUAGCUGUACUGCGCUUUCAGAAUGAGAUCUUUAAAGACACUACAGAGAAGCCACUGGUGCACCCUAGUUCUGCUGCGGCCAAUGUGGAUUCAGCCUCCUCCGUACGCAGACUGCAGUUCAACCUGGACAGUGACGCUGGAGAGUGGCAUCAAAAAGCCAAGGAGAUUGACUCAGCCGUGUCAAAACUCACCAAUGCCAUGGAGUUUAAGAAAGGUGAAGAACAGUUAAAGAAGAGCAAGUUGAGCCCAGAUGCCAUUGCACAGCUCGCGUUUCAGAUGGGCUUCCUGAGGCAGUAUGGACAAACAGUAGCAUAUGAGUCCUGCAGCACUGCAGCCUUCAAGCAUGGCCGCACUGAGACCAUCCGACCUGCUACCAUCCACACCAAACGCUGUGUGCACGCCUUUGUUCAUCAGCCAGGCCAACACAGUGUGGUAGCAGCUGCGAGCUAUGCUGAUGAAUGCUCUAAAUACCAUGGGCAGCUCACCAAGGAGGCAGCGAUGGGCCAAGGUUUUGACCGCCAUCUCUUUGCACUUCGGUACUUGGCAAACUCCAAAGGCCAGACUCUCCACAGCCUUUAUACAGAUCCCGCUUAUGGUGCCAUAAACCACAACAUCCUGUCUACCAGCACCCUCACAAGUCCAGCUGUGAGUCUCGGAGGCUUUGCCCCAGUUGUUCCUGAUGGAUUUGGUGUUGGCUAUGGUGUUCACGAUGACUGGAUCGGUUGCAAUGUGUCCACCUACCCAGCCCGCAACGUCCAUGAAUUCCUACAGUGUGUCCACAAGUCGUUAGAGGACAUUUUCACUGUUUUGGAAGGAAAACCACUCAGCUAACUGCAUUUAUCAUCACUAAAAAUCAAAGCACUGUAGGUAUUAAAUGAUCAUGCGAAUCGUUAUUUCUUAGGGCCUUUUUAGAUCUCAGAUUUCAUCUAUGACCUGUAAUUUAAGUAAGUUACACAAGAAUAAAUACUGUUUAUAUUUGAAUCACUUUAUUUUAUAUCGGCUCUUGAAGAUGUUCGUCACUUAAGUGUAACAGAGCCUUUGUAGCGCAUCUGUUACUGUGGCCUAAUGUGAAGUGUUAGCCAUGUUUUCAUACUUGACACCGCUCAAAUGGACAGUGAAGCUUUUCAGUUACAAUUGUAAUAGAGAUAAUAGUGUGAAGACACUGUGCCUUAUCGGACCAUGUGAAUUCUAAACAGAGCAUUUACUACUGUAAUGCAUCUUCUAUUUAAAUUACUAUGGUUAAUUGCUAUCAAAAGCCUUAAAGGUUUGGGUGAUUGUAUUUUUGCGAAUAAAACUCACUGACUCAUAU